AUGAAGAUCACCUCACUGCUCCUCUCGCUGCUCAUCGCACCCCUAGCCGCCAACGCGGCCCGCCAAGCCAAACCAAAGGCAUCCUACUUUGACCCGCCCGGGAACCUGAGGCUGCUCGGGUACUUUGAGAUCGAAGGCAUCUGCAUCUGCCGACUGGUCCAGGACCCCCAGCUCAAUGGAAGCCGGUACCUGACGUGCAACACGUACCUGGAGUACCCGAACAAGUGGAACAUCUACGACGGCUCGAAAAGCCUCUUUUCCGGCGGCGUCGAGCCCAAACGCGACGUCCUUUGUCUAAACGAUGGGUCCUUCGCGCUGGAAGCCGCCUGUCAGGCUUGGUCGACGCCCGGCAAGCACGCCAUGCCGAGUUACACGGUGCACUUCGACAACGAACAGGGUUACCAUCACCUCGGCCUCUUUACGCUGUAG
Molecule: messenger RNA, 429 nt
Organism: Pseudozyma flocculosa PF-1
Lineage: Eukaryota; Fungi; Basidiomycota; Ustilaginomycetes; Ustilaginales; Ustilaginaceae
Exons: 2
Coding region: 1-429 (142 amino acids)
Source: RefSeq, a predicted model, not a curated record